AUGGGCGACACCUGUGCUUCGUUAGACUUCUCAUCCUCUAAACGUGGCCCUGUUUCACCUAAUAAAGCUUUUGUACAUCCAUUCUAUUACGCUAAUUUAUCGACUCUGAGUCGUCGAUUCGCCAUUAUUAUUCUGCAUGAAAAGAAUAUGGCUCUUCUGAAAAGUCUUUUUCCAAAAGGCUCACUGAGACGACAUAAUGAUAAAGCGUCUUCCUUAGCAAAUGGUGAACCGGCGAGUGUUAUUCAGGCAAUCGAAGAUGAUCAGCAGAUUAACGAGUUCUGAUUGAGGUUUGGUGGUUUAUUUGCAAACAACGUUCUAGCGAGCGAUCGACAAAUGCAUUAUAAGUUUUUAUCGUUUGGCGAAUUGAAUUUCGUUUACUUUUGUCUGAAAAAUGGUGUGGUGAUGAUGCAUGAAAAAAUGUCGCAAGAAGUUAUGCAGCAGUGCAGUGCGAUUGCGUUGUGUCUCUUCUUGAUGCAUAAAUCGAGUGAAGAAAACGGAUGGGAUGGGGAUGAUACAGUGCGAAUGUGUCUCUCGCAUCGUGUCUGUCGACAAUCCAAGCACACACCGUUCCAUCAACGAAACUAG
Anisakis simplex (herring worm) is the source of this 585-nucleotide messenger RNA. NCBI's taxonomy places the organism in Eukaryota, Metazoa, Nematoda, Chromadorea, Rhabditida, Anisakidae. The record is from the annotation of a GenBank genome assembly.